CCUCAAAUUUGGGCUUUCUGUUCACGAUCCCAAGAUCCUCGUUGCCGAAAUCUCGCGGGAUUGUCCCAGCUGAGAGGAUGGACGAAAGAUGGCGUACGAAGAGGGUAACAGGAUUUGCGGGUUCGCGAAUGUGUGAACCUCACACCAUGUUGUUCUGCUUUCUCCGUAUUUGUGCUUUGCUAGUCUCUACUGCCCGUUUGUGAUAGAAAUUCUGAAAAUCAGCUUGAUUCUCCAGGCUCAUGCGCCUUUGGUUCUUGAACCUAGGACUGCUGGUCAUUAUAAAAUCUUGGACCUGUUGUAGUUUAUCCCACCCUGCUUCUGUGGCCGCUAAUAUAGGCUUCGCGUUCUCUGUUUCCAGUUAGUCAUCACCUGUCAGAAUCGAUCUCAAAUAUGGCUGCUUCAUUGAGAGCAGGGGUGCUCUCAGGCAGUCAGGUCGGCCGUUUAUCGACCGGUUUAACCAGCAGUCUUGCUGGUAAAAGGCUAUCGUUUCAAUCGUCGGUCCGACUCCCGUUGCGGACUCGAAAACUGCAUGGCGUUCGAGCUGUAGCUGAGGAUAACAAGGUGAAGGAGGAGCUCCAGAAAAUCGCAUCUGAAGCAAGUAAGACCUUCCAGAAGAUCACAGAAGACGCUUCUCACGCCUUAGAAGACGCCGCUCAUGCUAUCGAGGACAAAGUUAAGCUCCCUACCCCCGACGAGCUGCAAGUGCUUCAGGUGCAAACACAGCAAGCCGCAGCAGAGGUGAAACAUAAAGCUGAGGUUCUGGCCGAGCAACUUAAGGUUCAAGCUGAGAAGGCGAAGGUGCAGAUUAAGGAGCAGGCGGACAAAGCGUCGCACCAGAUAGAGGAAGUGCUGCAUCACGUGGAAGAGAAUAAGGAGCAGAUUGCUGCUGUGGCUAAGGACGCUCCGGAGCCGAUUAGGGAAAUAGUGGAGACUGCUAUUUCGUCACAUUCUCGGGACGCCAUAAGACGAGGCGCUGUGAUUCAUGACUUCUGCCUAGGAAUUCCAUACGGUGCUCUGCUGGUGGUUGGAGGAGUGCUCUGGUUCACUCUGGCAGGGAGCCUGAACGCCCUUCGAUUUGGCCUGAUUCUGGGUGGUUGUAUCCUCGCGAGUAGCAUCUCCAGCCUCCAUGCUUGGCAGAAUCACCGUCCUUCAUCUGUCUACAUUGCAGUCCAAGGAGCACUCACAAGCCUUGUUUUCGUCAAUGAAGCAUCUCGCUUCGCUAUGACCAAGGCGCUAUUUCCGACUGGCUUGGCUGCAGUUGCAAGCAUCCUGAUGGUUGCCUUUUACACGUACAUAUACAUGUCUGGAGGAAACCGUCCCAAGGCACAAGCGUCAAACCUCUCGUAGACCUCACAUCACAUUUACUCCACAGCUGCUCAACAGGGCAAUCUUUGUCUGCUGAGAAGUGUGUUGAUAGGCAUGGCAAGCAUUGUUUGUGCUCCAUAUUGAUUGUGUAACAGCAAACGCAUGACCUUGCCCUUCAUCUUGUGCCAAUGUAAUACGAACUCAUCAUUUCUGCCAUC
Messenger RNA from Closterium sp. NIES-67, 1523 nucleotides. The record is from the annotation of a GenBank genome assembly. Lineage: Eukaryota; Viridiplantae; Streptophyta; Zygnematophyceae; Desmidiales; Closteriaceae.